GCGCAGUCUCAGUCGCGGUAUCGAGCGCCGGUACGUCAGUGUUCAUUGUCAAGCAGUUGUCAGUUGUCAGCGGCGGCGGGUUGACGCGUGUGUACCAAGUGAUCAGUGCGCGGAGCUUUAACUAUGGCUCUGCUACGUCGGCUGGCUGUGAAUGCGCCCCGAGGCGUCCGAGUGCUGUCCACGCCGCCGCCUUCUCGCGACGAACUCGACUUAUCCUUCAAUAGUCCGAAAGACGCAUUCAAAAGCAAAAAAACCAGCGAAUUGGUCCGGGCGUAUCUCGUCUAUCAAAUAUGCUCGAUCAACUGGAUUGUCGAGAACAACGAUAUGUUGAUGAAGAGUCUGCGUCAGAUGGUGGGACAAAGACUCUUCGAGGCUAUAAUGAAGGCUACCUUCUACGGGCAAUUUGUGGCCGGCGAAGAUCAAAACAAGAUUCGUCCUACUCUUGAGAGAUUGCGAUCGUUCGGAGUGAAGUCGAUUCUUGAUUACUCCGUGGAAGAAGAUCUUUCACAAGAGGAAGCCGAAAAGCGAGAAGUCAGAAGCUGUGUUACAAGUUCACGGUUAAAUGAAUUAAUUAAAACCGGACCGAGGAAUUUGCAAGAUCUUGUCAUAGCUGGCGCGUCGAUCUCAACGUUCGGGGACACACAAGAAGAGGGGCAACUCAAGCAGUACCACGUGGAACAGCGGUUCGCUGACCGCAGAUACAAGGUCACCAGCGCCAGGACAUACUUCUACCUUAACGAGGCCGCCUGCGAGAAGAACAUGGAGGCUUUCAUGAGGAGCAUCGAUGCCGUUGCUGAAACAACGAAGAGCACAGGCUUAAUGGCUGUCAAAUUGACGGCUCUCGGAAGACCUCAACUAUUGCUACAACUGUCUGAGGUGAUUAUGCGUGCGCGUAGCUAUAUGCACCAGAUCGCUGGUGGUACAGGCAAUGUGUUGACCCACCACAAAACUAUAGAAGACCUACAAAGGUAUCUCGGCGACCUUAGCUCCAAGCCGGAAGUUCAGGAGUUCAUGAAGAAAAUCACUUCGGAUAAGGAAGGUAUUGUCCAUUUGUUUCCAUGGUCAAACAUCUUGGACAAGGACAUGGGCUUGUCCGAUUCCUUCCGAGUUCCAGACCCGAAGACCGGUCAGAUGAGACGGCUCAUCUCCCAGAUAUCCCCUAAGGAAGAGGAGAUGUUUAGGAACAUGUUACGGAGACUUAAUCACAUAAUCCAUGUCGCCAAUGAGUCUGAUGUUAGGAUAAUGAUUGACGCUGAACAGACUUAUUUCCAACCAGCUAUUUCAAGGAUCUGUUUAGAAAUGAUGAGAAGAUACAAUAAGGAUAAGUUCCUAGUUUUCAACACAUACCAAACCUACCUAAAGAAUACGUAUAACGAAAUCGUCACCGACCUGGAGCAAGCGCAGCGACAGAACUUCUACUGGGGAGCGAAGCUGGUGCGCGGAGCUUACAUAGAACAGGAGCGCGCGCGCGCGGCGGCGAUGGGCUACGAGGACCCCACGUGCGACAGCGUGGGCGCCACCAGCGCCUCCUUCCACCGCUGCCUCAAGGAGAUCCUCGGCAGGGUCAAGACCGAGCCCAACGGCGAUCGUCUCGGCAUAAUGGUGGCCUCCCACAACGAGGACACGGUCCGCUACGCCAUCCAGCUGAUGAAGGAGCACGACAUCAAGCCCGGAGACAAGGUCGUCUGCUUCGGCCAGCUGCUCGGCAUGUGCGACCACAUCACCUUCCCCCUCGGUCAAGCCGGGUACUCCGCGUACAAGUACGUCCCGUACGGGCCCGUGGUGGAGGUGCUCCCCUACCUGUCCCGACGCGCCAACGAGAACCGCGGCUUCCUCGUCAAGAUCAAGAAGGAGAAGGGGCUCCUGUUGAAGGAGAUUUUCCGUCGGCUCUUCACCGGACAAAUAUUCUACAAGCCGUCCGGAAAUUACACGCCGGUCUAAAUCGGAACUCGCUCGUCGUGUUAUAGUCCACUUCGAACCGUCACGACCGCGGUCUCCCGAGGCGCCUCCGCCUCCCGCGACAGCUGUUUGUAAACGUUGUUCGAAUAUGUUAUUUGUACGUUAGCUAACUUAUUGUAAUUGAAUUAGGAAUUAUUAAAUAUCUAAGGACUCGAAUCUGUGCAUACAAUGAGUGCACGAUAGACUACCGUCGGACGUUCCGCGUCGAUGUCUUUGGAUUGUUUUCAAUGGGACGCGUCUUUAUUUAUAAAUCAUUGAGGGAAAAUGAUUUCAAUAUUAAUUGAAAAAAAUCUACUGAAUUACUCGUUCGAAAGAGUUAGCGAUAUCUACGAAAAAAUGUGUUUGUUUGUAAUAUUUGUUUUUGUUGGCGUAUAUACAGUAUUGUUAUUAAUAGUAUUAAUCAUAGACAAUGGCUUUAUAGGAUCGUAUUUUUUAAAAGCUAGUCGUUUUUAAAUAAUCGCGCUUUGAAGUUGUUUUUUGAAAGCAUUUUCAAAUGUUUCGAUUUAUAAAAAUAUUUAUGUAUAUUUGUGUUCGAAUAUUUUUUUUUUUUAAAUGAUAAGUUGGUCGCAAUGUUCGAUAUCUGAAAUUUGAAAUGAGAUUUUUUUUUUAAUCUUUAAUAUUAAAAUAUUGUACAAUUGACAAUAUUUCAUUGGCUGUAAUUUUAUUUUUAGUAAGUUUUAACCGAGAUUAUCGGCUGUAUCAUUAAUUAAUUUACAUUAGCCCAUUUUAGUUUUAUUGACCUUGGAACGGAAGCAAGGUAACGGUAGUAAAUAAUAGGCCUUAAAAUAACAGGUUUAUAACACUAUAACCA
Vanessa tameamea is the source of this 2770-nucleotide messenger RNA. It is a transcript of the gene slgA, whose product is annotated as proline dehydrogenase 1, mitochondrial. NCBI's taxonomy places the organism in Eukaryota, Metazoa, Arthropoda, Insecta, Lepidoptera, Nymphalidae. Gene Ontology annotation, molecular function: FAD binding; proline dehydrogenase activity. Gene Ontology annotation, cellular component: mitochondrion. The record is from RefSeq and is a predicted model, not a curated record. The transcript is spliced from 12 exons. Bases 124 to 1941 code for a protein of 605 amino acids.